CCCCCAAGUCAGGGCGAGCCCGGUAACUGUACACUCGAUCGCGUGUAUAUAUACCAGCGUGGACCAACCGAUUAACCACAGUCAUCUACGACCAACACGAUUCACUGUGCUGCAGUAACAAUCGCUCGACAAGACACAUACAAAAUGUCCGCCAAAUUGAUCAUCUUCGCGGCUUGCGCCGUAGCCACCGCCCUGGCUGUCUACAAGGAACCUUCCUACCCAUCUUACCCAGCUGCCCCAGCUUACCCAGCCCCAGCCUACCCGGCCGCCCCAGCUUACCCAGCACCAGCCUACCCAGCUGCCCCAGCAUACCCAGCACCAGCCUACCCAGCUGCCCCAGCUUACCCAGCUGCACCAGCCUACCCAGCUGCACCGGCCUACAAGCCAGCCCCGUACUCCGCCCCCAAGCCGUACGCCCCAGAACCAGCCUACUCCGCCCCGUCACCGUACAACUUCGACUACAGCGUACACGACACCUACACCGGUGACAUCAAAAGCCAAAACGAAUACGCCGACGCCAACGGUUACGUCAAGGGCUCCUACAGCCUUGUAGAACCCGACGGCAGCAAGCGCACCGUGGAAUACACCGCCGACGACUACAACGGUUUCAACGCUGAAGUCAAGAAGGAAGGUGGAUACCCAGCACCAGCCGCUUACUCCGCACCGGCCCCGGCCUACAAGCCCGCCCCAGCCCCAUACAAGCCCGCGUACUAAUAACGCUACCGUCUCAAAUCACUGAACGUUGCAUCUCAUACGCCGACAUCAUCAUUGACGAUUUCGAAGACUGUUUUAAGUCUCAGAACAUUUUCGUAACUACAUAUGCCUACACGCAACCUCAUGCGGGUAAAGUGUGUAUUUUUUAUUUUGUAUACACAUUAUUGUCAUCAAUAUCAUCUUAGUUUUUUGUAAAUAAAUUUUUUUCGUGUUUUACACAAAACA
Molecule: messenger RNA, 939 nt
Organism: Rhopalosiphum padi (bird cherry-oat aphid)
Lineage: Eukaryota; Metazoa; Arthropoda; Insecta; Hemiptera; Aphididae
Product: cuticle protein 7-like
Exons: 2
Coding region: 145-714 (189 amino acids)
Cellular component (GO): extracellular matrix
Source: RefSeq, a predicted model, not a curated record